Molecule: messenger RNA, 882 nt
Organism: Gigantopelta aegis
Lineage: Eukaryota; Metazoa; Mollusca; Gastropoda; Neomphalida; Peltospiridae
Exons: 4
Coding region: 144-752 (202 amino acids)
Source: RefSeq, a predicted model, not a curated record
CAUAGCGAACAUACGUCCACGGUGGUUGAAGAUGGCAAUCCGCUAGAAAAAGUGCAUACAGCCAUUUCGGAAAUACUGAUUCUGUCUGUAGCAGCUAUCAUCCACUGAAUUACGUGAUCUGGUUACAGAAUACAGACGCAACAAUGUAUUUCACAGAAACUGUGGCACUACUCUCCCUUGCUAUGGUUGUCGUCAUGUCCGAUGAAUUUCAUCAGAGAUGCACUGUUAACUUUUGCGGGAAUUUCAGCUACUACGAUAUUCCAAAAUUAUACGGAGGACUUUUUAAGACAAAAGAACAAAUAGGAUGGGAAGAAUCGAAAUGGACAGAUGACCAUCAAAGAAAGUAUGGCAACCACUUAUUGUCCUUUUUUGACACGAUACUUGGCACUUCGUACGACUCAACAUACAACACGUUAUACGACAGCGCACAUGAUAUUUCAGGCGACAACUCCAAUCCGGGGAACCACGAUUUUGACCAGUGUUGCCCGACUACACGGUCGUACGUCAAUUACACGACUUUGACGAACAUUAACGGAAUUACACGAGUCAUAGUCCACCUCGACCAGCUGUUUCCGCCCCAGUACCAGUGGAUCCCAUUUGCUCAGUGUUCCUCAGCGCCACACUUCUGUUUCGGAACUUGUAGAAUGGAAAAAAUCACAUUGUUCCUACUUGUGUCUGACUUCAGUCAAUGGCCACCGUUCGCAUUCGACAGGUUCUCCGUUCCAGGAUACUGCUCCUGCAAGAGUUCCUAGCACGCAAAAUAUAUUAUCCAUUUCAAGGAUACUGAUAUUUUUUCAGAAAAAUUAUCUGGUCAACAAUUUUAAAUAGAGAAUAAUACAUGAGUGGCCGUUAGAUACCAUUUAUCUCACAACGAGUUGUUUU